AUGUAUAUCGCUGACAUGUUGUCGCGCUCCUACCGCCCCUGUGAGGACAGCACUCAGGUCGAAUUUGAACAAAUAAACAUGGUGAAGUUUCUUCCCAUCAGGUCUGAGAGGCUUGAAGAGCUUCGAGUUGAAACGGCAAAUGACAGUGUUUUACAACGUUUAAACCGAGUUGUGCUUAAGGGGUGGCCGGAGCGCAAGGAAAACUUGCCGCAUGCUGUUGUGCCUUACUUUCAUCUUCGAGAUGAAAUAUCUUCGCAGAAUGGACUUCUGUUCCGGGGUGAGCGUGUUAUUGUGCCCACCAAACUCCGCAGCAUGAUGACAAAACUAGUUCACACGUCUCACCUUGGAGUUGAAUUAUGUUUGCGUCGUGCCAGAGAAGCACUGUACUGGCCAAGGAUGUCCAGUGAACUGAAAGAAUACAUUCAGUCUUGUGAGAUAUGUCGUGAAUUUGAGAGCUGUCAGCAAAAAGAGACACUUCAGAGUCACGAGUUGCCAUCACGACCUUGGGAAAGGGUUGGAUGUGAUUUGUUCGAAUGGGACAACAAAGACUAUCCAAUAACUGUAGACUAUUUUAGCAAUUUCUGGGAAAUUUAUAGACUUCGUUCUACUUCUAGUGCAGCAGUUAUCCGAAAGCUCAAAGCGCAUUUCGCACGCUAUGGUUGUCCGGAAGAAGUUGUGAGUGACAACGGUGGACAAUUUGUCUCUGCAGAAUUUGCUAGUUUUGCUCUAAAAUGGGAUUUUGAUCAUGUCAAGAUUAGCCCGCGUCACAGUCAGUCCAAUGGUAAGGUGGAAUCCGCUGUAAAAGCCGCCAAGAGGACAUUGUGCAAGGCUAAAAAGUCUGGCACUGACCAGUAUCUCGCUGUGUUGGAGACGCGUAACACUCCUACACAAGGUUUAGAUUGCAGUCCCGCUCAGAGAAUGUUCAAUCGUAGAACACGUACAUAG
This is a messenger RNA of Lineus longissimus, 945 nucleotides long. RefSeq lists its product as uncharacterized. The transcript has a single exon. Lineage: Eukaryota; Metazoa; Nemertea; Pilidiophora; Heteronemertea; Lineidae. Gene Ontology annotation, molecular function: nucleic acid binding. Gene Ontology annotation, biological process: DNA integration. The coding region runs from base 1 to 945 and encodes 314 amino acids. The record is from RefSeq and is a predicted model, not a curated record.